CCAAUACAAAUCUUAAUAAAAAUCUCUUACACAGUAAGAGAAGAGAAAGAACACAUCUUUACUCGGCCUGCUCGUUUCACAUUCUCAGAUCAAGAUCUCUCUUUUCACUUGUUGAGCAAUGACGGAGUCAGAUAUAUUGCUCCACGGGACUUUGCAUUCUACGAUCUAUGAAGUUGAUAAGCUUCAUAGUGGGGGUUCAAACUUCUUCGGCAAGCUUGUGCAACAUGUUCAAGAGGCUAUUAAUGUAGGCGAAGGAAUUCCGAAGAUUUACGCGUCUAUUGAUAUUGAAGGUGCUAGAGUUGGAAGAACCAGAACAAUAGAAAAUGACACUUCCAACCCUAGGUGGCAUGAAUCUUUUCACAUUUACUGUGCCCAUUCAGCUACCAAUGUGGUAUUUACCGUUAAAGAUGACAAUCCUAUUGGAGCCACUCUGAUUGGAAGAGCUUAUCUUCCUGUUAAGGAUCUCAUAGAAGGGGAAGAAGUGGAUAGGUGUGUUGAAAUCCUGGAAGAAGACGGUGAGCCUAUAAAAAGUGGAGGUAAAAUCCAUGUUAAGCUUCAGUAUUUUCCUGUGACAAAGGACCGCAACUGGGACCGUGGUAUCUUAAGUCGCAAGUAUCCUGGAGUUCCAUAUACAUUUUAUCCACAGAGACAAGGGUGUAAAGUUUUUCUGUACCAGGAUGCUCAUGUACCAGACGGAUUUGUUCCUAAAAUUCCUCUUGCUGGAGGAAAGUAUUAUGAGCCUCAUAGAUGUUGGGAAGAUGUUUUUGAUGCUAUCUCAAAUGCUAAACACAUGAUCUACAUUACUGGUUGGUCUGUUUAUACUGAGAUCACUUUGGUGAGAGACUCGAGAAGGCCAAAGCCUGGGGGAGACACCAUCACUCUUGGCGAAUUGCUGAAAAAGAAAGCGAGUGAAGGUGUCACGGUUAAUAUGCUCGUUUGGGAUGAUAGAACAUCUGUUAGUUUGCUGAAGAAGGAUGGGCUAAUGGCCACCCACGAUGAGGAAACCACAAAUUUCUUCGAGGGUACUGGGGUCAACUGUGUCUUAUGCCCACGUAAUCCAGAUGACGGUGGAAGUUUUGUCCAGGACUUACAAAUAACUACCAUGUUCACUCAUCACCAGAAGAUUAUUGUAGUGGAUGCCGCGUUGCCUAAUGGUGAUCCAGAGAAAAGGAGAAUUGUGAGCUUUGUUGGAGGUAUUGAUCUUUGUGAUGGUAGAUACGACACACCUUUCCAUUCCUUGUUCAGGACCUUGGAUAGUGCUCACCAUGAUGAUUUCCAUCAGCCAAAUUUUGCUGAUGGUGCAAUUACCAAAGGUGGACCGAGGGAACCUUGGCACGAUAUCCACUCCCGACUUGAGGGGCCAGUUGCUUGGGAUGUCUUGUUCAAUUUUGAACAAAGAUGGAGAAGACAAGGUGGUAAAAAUGUGCUUCUUCAGCUGAGGGAUCUUGAAGACGUCAUCAUUCCCCCAUCUCCAGUUACAUUUCCUGAUGACCAUGAAACUUGGAACGUACAGUUGUUUAGGUCAAUUGAUGGCGGGGCAGCUUUUGGUUUCCCUGAGACUCCUGAAGAUGCUACCAAGGUUGGGCUCGUGAGCGGAAAGGACAAUAUCAUUGACCGAGGUAUUCAAGAUGCCUACAUUAAUGCUAUCCGACGAGCAAAGAAUUACAUCUAUAUUGAAAAUCAGUAUUUUCUCGGAAGCUCCUUUAACUGGAGUCGUGAUGAUAUCAAGCCUGAGGAUAUUAAUGCUUUGCAUCUGAUUCCAAAAGAACUUUCACUUAAAAUCGUUAGCAAGAUCAAGGCUGGAGAGAGGUUUACAGUUUAUGUUGUUGUCCCCAUGUGGCCGGAAGGAAUCCCGGAGAGUGCCUCGGUUCAGGCAAUAUUAGAUUGGCAGAGAAGGACCAUGGACAUGAUGUAUAAAGAUAUCGUCAAGGCUCUCAGGGACAUAGGUAGUGAGGAGAAUCCCAGAAACUAUUUAACCUUUUUCUGCCUAGGGAACAGAGAGGUUAAGAGGAGCGGAGAAUACGAACCUUCUGAAACACCAGAUGCUGAUACAAACUAUGCCAGAGCCCAGGAGGCCCGUCGUUUCAUGAUCUAUGUUCAUGCAAAAAUGUUGAUUGUUGAUGAUGAAUACAUAAUAAUCGGAUCAGCCAACAUCAACCAACGAUCUAUGGACGGUGCUAGGGACACUGAGAUAGCUAUGGGAGCAUAUCAACCGUAUCAUUUAUCAGUUAGGCAACCAGCACGAGGUCAGAUCCAUGGUUUCCGCUUGGCACUAUGGUAUGAGCAUCUCGGCAUGCUUGAUGAUACUUUCCUUGCUCCAGAAAGUGAAGAAUGUGUCCGUAAGGUGAACCAGAUUGCUGACAGAUACUGGGAUCUAUAUGCAAGUGAGUCACUUGAGCAAGACUUGCCUGGACAUCUGCUCCGCUACCCCAUUGACAUCUCUAGCGAUGGAACUGUCACUGAAUUGCCAGGAACCGAGUUUUUCCCCGACACAAGAGCCCGUGUUCUUGGUGCCAAAUCCGACUAUCUUCCUCCCAUCCUCACUACCUAGGGGAUCCUUGCCUUGUUCUCAAGUUAUAACAACUCACCUUGUCUGGUUCAGUGGUUCUGGCAUUUGUAGCAGUAAUAAAUCUUGUGUUCUAGCUUGCAGAGUUUCAGUGCUGUGUUGCUUUCUUUUCUCGACGGAUGGUUUAUAUCUGAACCUAAACAACGGUGAUGCUAUGGUGUGGUUUUUAGUGCUGACCGGUAUAAUUAAAAUCGUAUCCUCGUGUUUA
Messenger RNA from Hibiscus syriacus, 2774 nucleotides. RefSeq names its product phospholipase D alpha 1-like. Gene Ontology annotation, molecular function: calcium ion binding; D-type glycerophospholipase activity. The record is from RefSeq and is a predicted model, not a curated record. The coding region runs from base 119 to 2551 and encodes 810 amino acids. The transcript is spliced from 4 exons. NCBI's taxonomy places the organism in Eukaryota, Viridiplantae, Streptophyta, Magnoliopsida, Malvales, Malvaceae. Gene Ontology annotation, cellular component: plasma membrane. Gene Ontology annotation, biological process: phosphatidylcholine metabolic process; phospholipid catabolic process.